Molecule: messenger RNA, 2393 nt
Organism: Podarcis raffonei (Aeolian wall lizard)
Lineage: Eukaryota; Metazoa; Chordata; Lepidosauria; Squamata; Lacertidae
Gene: LYSMD4
Product: LysM domain containing 4
Exons: 3
Coding region: 670-1530 (286 amino acids)
Source: RefSeq, a predicted model, not a curated record
UGAUUUGGGAGACUAUAAUCAGGUAGGUUAGGGCACAAAUAUGAUAUGCUACCAAAACAAUAGAAAGUUGAACAGUGAUGUCCCCUAUCUGGCAUCAUUCUCCUGCUGUACAGAGGAGAAGGCCUUGUGGGGCCUAGGAAGGAAAUCCUAUGCUGAUGAGAGUGAGGGUGCUUUCAUGCUGCUUGAGAGCCUGCUGGAGGCAGCAUCUGUCUCUCCUCUCUGUUGGAAACAGGAUCUUGGGCUUGAUUUGGCAGCAGGGCCCUUCUUAUCUGUUCUAGUAAGUGAGAACAGCAGUAGCUCUUAAUUUUCCCCAAGGAUUAGAUCAAAGACCUGAGAAUAAGAUAACCUGAACAUGUGGCUCUGAUUUUCCAUUCUUGGAUUUAAAGAAAAAAAGACUACUGGGUGGGGGCAGAGUCUAUGGCCCAGUCAUGAUUAUUUAUCAAGGGAUGGGAUAACUGAAGGUCCAAACCAAUUUUGAAGGGGCUACUCUGAGCCUUCCCUGACACAACUUGCCGGUGGACAAGUCAUCAAAGCAAGGCAGGCUGUCCUGGGACAUAAAGUGUUCUGAAACAGGGCGUGUAAGUUUUCAAAAGAUCCUUAGCCUUGGAAGGCAGAGAGUCACUCCUGUCACGGGGAUCUCUUAGCACCUGGAAGAGGUUUUUGUAAAGCAUGAGGCUGAGUGAGGCAUUGACUCAGCCCUUCCAGGCUCCUGCCAGCAUCCGAAAGUUCUCAAGCAGCCAAGUUUACCUGUUCAGAAGCAGGCCGUCGGAUUCGGAUGACUCCUCGUCAGAGGAGGAACUUGACGUCAUGGAAUUGCGAGCGAGAGGGAAGGAGCAACAGAGGCGCAACGCUCGUGCAGAGAAAGUUGGGGAUGUGGUUCUGCUGGAACGCCAAGUUAGCAAAGACGACAAUCUGAACAAAUUGGCACUGCAGUAUGGAUGCAAAGUUGCAGAUAUCAAGCGGGUCAACAACUUCAUCCAGGAGCAAGACUUGUAUGCGCUAAAAUCCAUCAGGAUUCCAGUCAAGGUCAACGGCAUGUUAACAGAGACCCAGGAAGGGUUGUUGCCUGCCCAGAGAGUUGGUCUGUUGUUGCCUGCUGAACCGUCUGGGUCCAAAGAGGGAGACGGCAGCUCCGAAGACACCGAGCAAAUCGACCAGUAUUUCAGAGGGAUCGACCAGGACAUUGAGAAAGCAACUCUGCUGGAUGUCUCCCCAAGCACAGACUAUUGCAUCGAAACACCAAACUGGUCACCUUCAGGGAGGAAGGAAAUCGGUGCUGGAGCAGACUGUGGGAUCCAGUGGUGGAAUGCAGUUUUCAUUAUGCUCCUCGUAGGAAUAAUUUUGCCAGUGUUUUAUAUUGUCUAUUUUAAAACCCAGCAGCUCGAAGUGACUACUACCUCCAACACAACUCUUCCUGUGAACCACACUGAUGGGUCAGUGAGGGGGACACCUGUCCUCCCUGUGCUUAAAGAACCUCUGCCCACUAUCCAAACCCACAGAGGAGGAGACUUCCUUCCGUCAGGAGGAUGACUCUGUCUGUUACCCCACCCCACCCCUCAAAAAGUGGAGGAAAGUCUCCUUGCUUUGAAAUAAUGUUCUGGGAUGAGCCAACAACAGAUCAGUUGCUUCUUAAGUUGAUAGGAGCUCAACUUGGAAAUGAGAUCAAGGAAGACCAGGACAGAGCAAGACAUGGACAGUGGCUGGUCAGUCACAAAGGGAAUGGUGGGAUGGCUCACUUUUAAACAGCAAAAGGGGGUGCAAGUGAGGGUGCAGAACCUGAACCCUCUUGUAGGUUGUGUGCUCCCCAGUACCAGUCUUGAGCCAGAUAUCAGAAACAGACUCAGCUGGGGGAAAGGCACUUAGGGAGAAGGUUCUGCACUCCUCCCCUGUGCACCCUUUUUGCUCUAAAAAUUUUGGCCACAUUUGCACCUUACAUUCUACAGUCGGGGCUUCCCCCAAGGCAUCCUGGGAGCUGUAGUUUGUUAAGGGUGCUGAGAGUUGUUAGACCACCAUGAUUCCCUUCAAAGAGCUACAAUUCUGAGAGUUCGCUGGGAAGAGCCAUUGAUUCUGAAGCCAGCCUGAGAAUGGUAGCUCUGUGAGGGGAAUUGCAGGUGGUGUCUCUUAACAACUCUCAUCAUCCUUGACAAAAUUACAGCUCCCAGGUUGCUUUGGAGGCUUGUUAAAGUGGUAUGACAGCACUUUAAGGUGGAGAUGUGAUCAGACCCCCUCCCUUGUGUUAUUGGGGGCAAAUCUCAUUUUAUGCUUGCUGCCUCUUUCAAGACUCUGAGGUUUGGUCUUUCUGAGGAAACAGGCCUAGCCUAUCACCUGGGCUAUAUAGAUAUAUAUUUAAAUUAACUGCCAGUUUAUUAAAAGUCAUCUUGUCUUAAAUGGCA